AUGUGGGCAGGGGAAUCUGAUAAAUACACCAAUGCAGUCUUCAAACUUACUAAUCGGCUGGCUCCAUGCGUUGUAUUUAUGGAUGAAGUCGACGCCCUUUUCGGUGAAAGAACGAGCGGUGGCGGCGGGGGAACGGAUGUCCGUCGUGCUAUGAUCACAGAGUUCAUGCAAGCAAUGGAUGGACUGAAUUCGGGAAAAGAUAAAGGUGUCGUUCGGUGCCACCAAUAG
Messenger RNA from Marasmius oreades (fairy-ring Marasmius), 228 nucleotides. RefSeq lists its product as uncharacterized. Bases 1 to 228 code for a protein of 75 amino acids. NCBI's taxonomy places the organism in Eukaryota, Fungi, Basidiomycota, Agaricomycetes, Agaricales, Marasmiaceae. Gene Ontology annotation, cellular component: mitochondrial outer membrane. Gene Ontology annotation, molecular function: ATP hydrolysis activity; ATP binding. The record is from RefSeq and is a predicted model, not a curated record. The transcript has 4 exons.